UUUGGGUACCAAAAUUCGAGAAAAUGAUGCCCUGAAUUCUGCAUUACUGAAAUUCUCAAUUUCUAUUGUGGUCUUUCUAGAUACUUUUAACUGCUCUACCUUUGAAAAAUAUUGGCAAUCUAGUUUCAUUUGGGUUUUAUGUAGAUGAAUUUGAUUCAUCAAUCAAAUUGAAUUAGUCGUGUUUUCUAAUCUUAAGUCAGUUACUGUAUUCAAAAUGUUACAAACACCUUACAUGAUCCGGCUAUGUCAAAAAAUAUUCACCAAAACAGAAUUCAAGAAUUCAAACCCCUCCGAAGAAGAUGAGGUUCUAAUAGGUAUUUGUUCAAAUUGGUUUUAUCAAGCUUUCGACCAUUGUACUAAAAUGACGACAAAACCUGGUUGUACAAAAUUAUGGACUCGAAUUGUCAAUUUAAAGAAAUUAAUAUUUCAAGAAAACGAAACUGCAUUAUUGAGCGAUAAGAUUCCAAUGCCAGUACAUCCAGAACUUUUAAGCCUAUCAAAUUGUCAAGAACUUAGUGAAAAAGUUAUUAAAGAUUAUGUAAAUUUCAUACCUCGUUAUAUGUCUGUCAUGCAGGAGAACAGAAUUCUUUGGGGAAUUCUUUGGAGUCUCCUUGAAAUGGUUGUAAUUAUGUUGUGUUUUCUAUCUGUCAGAAAAUGGCUUCCGAAAUAUUUUCAAAGGAGAAAUGCAUCAAUUACUCCUGAGAAGAACUCAGAAUUGGAAAAUAUUCUUCGAAGUGAUAUCAACCGGAUUCUCUACGAAACCAAAUAUUUGUCCGUUGUGCCUGUACUUAACCCGCAGUUACUACAAGUUGGCUGUCCAAUCAUUGGCUUGAGAAUCGAUCGAAAACAAUGGAUAAAUAUUGAAAGAAUUUGGGGUGGAUCUUCAGGAACUUGGAGAAACUGUGAAAAUCCAGCAGAUGCAGAUAUAACAUUGAUGGCGAAGAAAUUACAAAGAUUCUUUCACAAAUCAGGACAACAUUUGAUUAUCGUCAGCAUUGAAUUUGAUCUAACUCAAGAUGAAGAAAUUGAAUUGAAAAAAUCUCCUCGAACCUCAUUUAUUCCUGUUCAUCAAAAAAUUGACAAUAAAAUUGGAAUCAAAAGAAAAAAAUAAAAUAAACAAUUUGUUUUCAUGUGCAAUCGUAUUGCAGU
Messenger RNA from Eupeodes corollae, 1149 nucleotides. RefSeq lists its product as uncharacterized. The record is from RefSeq and is a predicted model, not a curated record. Bases 215 to 1111 code for a protein of 298 amino acids. NCBI's taxonomy places the organism in Eukaryota, Metazoa, Arthropoda, Insecta, Diptera, Syrphidae. The transcript has a single exon.